This is a messenger RNA of Closterium sp. Naga37s-1, 960 nucleotides long. NCBI's taxonomy places the organism in Eukaryota, Viridiplantae, Streptophyta, Zygnematophyceae, Desmidiales, Closteriaceae. The record is from the annotation of a GenBank genome assembly.
AUGCGACGGUGUGCGGAAUGGCGACCACCCGAGUGCGACGGUGUGCGGGGUGGUGACUUGCCGCGCGCCACGGUGUGCGGAACGGCUCACUCCUAUCAUCCCCUCUCUGUCCUAUCAUCCCUCUCUCUCUUAGAUCCCCUCCCUGUGUACUCUCCCUAUCCCCUCACACCGCCCUGUCCAUUCCCAUCACUCCGCCCUGUCCUUUCCCCUCACCCCGCCCUUUUCCCCCCUUGUCUCUUCUCAGUUCCCCCCCUUGCCUCUUCUCAGUUUCCCCCCUUGCCUCUUCUCAGUUUCCCCCCUUGCCUCUUCUCAGUUUCCCCCCUUGCCUCUUCUCAGUUUCCCCCCUUGCCUCUUCUCAGUUUCCCCCCUUGUCUCUUCUCAGUUCCCCCCCUUGCCUCUUCUCAGUUUCCCCCCUUGCCUCUUCCCACUUUCCCCCCUUGCCUCUUCUCAGUUUCCCCCCUUGCCUCUUCCCACUUUCCCCCCUUGCCUCUUCUCAGUUUCCCCCCUUGCCUCUUCUCAGUUUCCGCCCUUACCUCUUCCCACUUUCCCCCCUUGCCUCUUCUCAGUUUCCCCCCUUGCCUCUUCUCAGUUUCCGCCCUUGCCUCUUCUCGGUUUCUUCCCUUGCCUCCCCUCAGUUUCCGCCCUUGCCUCACCUCACCCCACUUUGUGGCGCCUAUUGAGCUCUGCCCCAUUGAGCGAGGGAGUGUCAGCAGCAGGGUGCAGAAUUCAGUGGUGCAAGGACAGCAUGCUGCAGCACAAGCUAGUCUAGGGGCGUCUCGAAAACCCCAGCCUUCCCCCUCACUGCCCUCCCCGCCCUUCCCCCUCACUGCCCUCUCCGCCCUUUCCCCUCGUCUCCAUGCCCGUUCCCCUCCAUGUCCCCCUUCGCCAUCCCCCACGAAGAAAUGGGUUCGAACCGCAGCAAGCGGAGUGGUCUCCUCAAAGUUCUUAACUAACAGCUAG